Messenger RNA from Xenia sp. Carnegie-2017, 7197 nucleotides. Its product is annotated as cilia- and flagella-associated protein 44-like. The record is from RefSeq and is a predicted model, not a curated record. NCBI's taxonomy places the organism in Eukaryota, Metazoa, Cnidaria, Anthozoa, Malacalcyonacea, Xeniidae. Gene Ontology annotation, molecular function: protein binding.
GUCGGACAAAAGUAAUACGAAGAAUUCCUUGGAAGAUGAGCGAGAUCAAGAGGCUUGUAAUAGUGAAACCAAGCAAUCUCUAAUAAGUGUUACUCAUAAACUAAAAACAGAAGCACUUCGUAGAUUUAAACUAAAAGAAAGAAAUUCUGAUGUUGAACCAAAUGAGACUUUGGUCGAUUUCAAAGAACAAUCAAAGUCCAAAAAUUUUGAUGUCGACAUAAAAUUGGAUGAAUUGAAAAGUGAAGUUAUAGAGCAAAAAAAUGAACAAGAAGGCUCUACCAUCAAUUAUCCAGUUGAGGAAAAUUCUUCCGGGGAAUUUGAUCUAAGCGCCAUCAUUCCAUCCCAACUUGAAAUGGAUGAUGCAAAUGAGGCAAGUCCAUCCACAUCUCAAGGAUUGGGAGAUGCUAAAGACACAAAUCCAUCUCAAAUUGAUGGAGUUGAUGAUAUGAAAGACACAAAUCCAUCUCAACCUGCUGAAGUUCAUGAUAUGAAAGACACAAAUCCAUCUCAACCUGCAGAAGUUGGUGAUAUGAAAGACACGAAUCCAUCUCAACCUGCAGAAGUUGGUGAUAUGAAAGACAUGAAUCCAUCUCAACCUGCAGAAGCUGGUGAUAUGAAAGACACAAAUCCAUCUCAACCUGCAGAAGUUGGUGAUAUGAAAGGCACGAAUCCACCUCAACCUGCAGAAGUUGGUGAUAUGAAAGACACAAAUCCAUCUCAAAUUGAUGGAGUUGACGAUAUGAAAGACACGAAUCCAUCUCAACCUGCAGAAGUUGGUGAUAUGAAAGACACAAAUCAAUCUCAAAUUGAUGGAGUUGAUGAUAUGAAAGACACGAAUCCAUCUCAAAUUGAUGGAGUUGAUGAUAUGAAAGACACGAAUCCAUCUCAAAUUGAUGGAGUUGAUGAUAUGAAAGACACAAAUCCAUCUCAACCUGCAGAAGUUGGUGAUAUGAAAGACACAAAUCCAUCUCAACCUGCAGAAGUUGGUGAUAUGAAAGACACAAAUCCAUCUCAACCUGUUGAAGUUGAUGAUAUGAAAGACACAAAUCCAUCUCAACUUUCUGAAGCUGGUGAUAUGAAAGACACGAAUCCAUCUCAAAUUGAUGGAGUUGAUGAUAUGAAAGACACAAAUCCAUCUCAACUUGCUGAAGCUGGUGAUAUGAAAGACACGAAUCCAUCUCAAAUUGAUGGAGUUGAUGAUAUGAAAGACACAAAUCCAUCUCAACUUGCUGAAGCUGGUGAUAUGAAAGACACAAAUCCAUCUCAACCUGCAGAAGUUGGUGAUAUGAAAGACACAAAUCCAUCUCAACCUGCAGAAGUUGGUGAUAUGAAAGACACAAAUCCAUCUCAACCUGCUAAAGUUGGUGAUAUGAAAGACACGAAUCCAUCUCAACCUGCAGAAGUUGGUGAUAUGAAAGACACAAAUCCAUCUCAACCUGCUGAAGCUGGUGAUAUGAAAGACACAAAUCCAUCUCAACCUGCAGAAGUUGGUGAUAUGAAAGACACAAAUCCAUCUCAACCUGCAGAAGUUGGUGAUAUGAAAGACACAAAUCCAUCUCAACCUGCAGAAGUUGGUGAUAUGAAAGACACAAAUCUACCUCAACUUGAUACAGUGGAUGAUGAGAACAAGACAAUAACACAAGAAAAUGUUAAAGAAAUUGUUGAUGAACCAAACAAAGUUAUUGAAGAUGGAUCCAAGCCCGUGGAAAAUAUUUGUGAUGAUAAUGAAGAACAAAGCUUGAAUUAUUUAACAGAUGAUUUCUAUUAUGAAAGAUCAUUAUCACUAUUUAAUCCUUUGAAGACGGAUGAUAUUCCACAAGAUCUUCUUACAUUACAUCAUUCAUUUGGUUUUGAAUGUACAAAGAGAGAGAAUCUACACAUUUUGGACCAAAACACUGUGGUAUUUUCAGUGGGGAACUUAGUCCAGAUACUAAAUCUCUACUCAAUGGAACAAAAUUAUAUUGGUGGCACUAAUUUUGGUGGUAUUGGUGCAAUUACAGUGCAUCCCAGUCGUAAAUAUUUUGCUGUUGCUGAAAAGGGAGAGAUGCCAAAUAUAAAUAUAUAUGAAUAUCCUUCUUUAAAGUUAUAUCGUGUUUUGAAAGAAGGAACCUUACAGUCUUACGCUCAUCUCAAUUUUUCUUCAAACGGAACAAAAUUGGCCUCGCUUGGAUGUUCACCAGAUUUUAUGUUAACUGUGUGGGAUUGGAAAAAUGAGAAAGUCAUCCUAAGAUCAAAGGCAUUCUCACAAGAUGUCUAUAAAGUUGCGUUCUCUCCCGAAAAUGAAGGACAUUUGUGUACAAGUGGGAAUGGACAUAUCAGAUUUUGGACUAUGGCAAAUACAUUUACUGGACUUAAAUUGCAAGGUGAAUUGGGAAGGUUUGGUACAACUGAACUUACUGAUAUUGAAGGAUUUGUUGCGCUACCAGAUGGUAAAGUACUUUCUGGUUCAGAAUGGGGAAACAUGUUAUUGUGGGAUGGUGGAUUGAUUAAAGUUGAAAUAUGUAAGAAAGGGAAUAAAUUUUGUCAUAAUGGAAUGAUUGAACAAUUUUUUAUGGAUGAAGGAGAAUUAAUGACGAUUGGAACAGAUGGAUUCGUAAAGGUGUGGGAUUUUGAAGCUGUUGAUAGUGCCGAUAUAACAGACGAAAAAAACCUUAUGUUUGAAAUGGAUCCAAUGUAUGAACUCAAAGUAGGACCAGAUGUAAAUUUAAAAUCGAUGGUGAAGUCGGUUAAUCCAAAUACACCAACAGUAUGGUAUGGACAGGAUGCAUCUGGGGCAAUUUGGAUUGAUCUAUCUUUUACGCACACGAGUCAUGCGCCUGAAAAACUUUUCUCUUAUCAUUCUGGUAGUGUCACAGGCGUUGAUGCAUCACCCAUCAAUCACAUGGUUGCCACAUGUGGUUCAGAUUGCACUGUUCGUCUCUACGAUUACGUUGCAAAAACAAAUCUGUGUUGUUCAAAAUAUUCCCGUCCUGCAACAACUCUUAUAUGGCUUCCUAAAGAAGUCGAUGCAAAAUGUUCAUCGUUACUUUGUGGUUUUUCUGAUGGUGUCGUACGUUAUUUAUCUGUAACAAAAGAUGAAAGCUCGUCAUCGCAAAAUGAAAACUCCAAUCUCAACUUUCAACUUCUUCAAGUGUUUAAACCUCACACAAAGAAUGUCACCUGCAUUGUCGUCGACAAACAUGGAAAGUUGAUAACAACUGGAAGUGAAGAUAGUACUGUGUUUUUCUUUAUGAUUGGCGAUAACAGUUGUCAACCUGUUGCUUUUAUUGAAACUGCUUCCCCCGUUGUUUCUAUGUCGUGGAUGGAUAAUAUCAAGGAUUCUGGGGGGUUGUUGGUAUUUUGUAAAGAUGGUACAGUUUUUGAUGUAGAAGCUCCACGAGUAGAUAAUAUUGACACGUCAAAGACAUUUCGAAUUCCUUGUCAAAGUUUGGUGAAACGACAUUAUAUGUUUUCAAGGAUCAAAGAAAAACUUCUGAAAGCAGAAGACGAUAAACGUAAAGCUGAUAUAAAAGCAGAAAAAGAGAAACAAAAAGAAGAGGAACGAAAGAGGCGUCGGGCUCGUGGUAUUGAAGAAGAUGAAGAGGAAAGUGAGGAUGAUGAAAAAGAAGAAGAAGAAGAAAUGGUAGCCGAUGAAGAACAGGAGGAACAUGGACCUCCUUGCACUUUGCAUGGUUUCCCUUCUGUAAACACUGACAGAUUUUGGAUGCUUAUGGAUGGUUGGGAUGCUAACUACAUCUACGAGUGUGAAUUUCCUCCCAAUACUAAGACUGAAGAGACAUUGGAAGCUACAGAACCAAUCAAUGCUAUUAAAUUACUGGAAUGUGAUAGUUCUAUACGAUCAUUUACAUACAGUCAUUCUGGAGCGUUUGUGUUGUUUGGUAUGGACAAUGGAGCUGUCAGGAUCCAUCCUGCUCAUGGUAAAAAUGUUCUGGAUUCACUCAACACAUAUUGGAUACUUCAUGUACAUAACAGUCAACAUGGUGCUAUAAACGCUAUACGAACAAGUUUUGAUGAUAAAUAUGUCUUCACAGUUGGCGAGGAUGGAAAUUUUUUUGUUUAUAACUUUAUGAGUGACGCAACAUUGAAAGAAUCAAAACCUAUGCAACCAAUCGCAGUGCCUAAAAUGCAGACUGUUCUGAGUGAAGAUGGAAUUGAGGUUCCAAAGACCAUUGAUGACAUUAGUGAUCCUAAUCAUUAUAGUAUUGAACUUGAAAAGCAAAAAGCAGAGCAUGACAGAAAGAUUAAAAUAGCUGAAGAGAAAAAACAGAAUGUUCGCCGUGGCAUUGCAAUAUUAAGACGAUCAUUUAAGUCGUUACUUCUAAAAAAUAAAAGUCUUCCAGAUUAUCUUCGUAUUAAACCAAUGGAACUUGAAAUUGAUCCAGAAAUACGUAAACAAGAAGAAAUUGCAGCGGCUGAGAAGAUUGAAGUUGUCAGGAAAGAGUUAUCAUGGGAGGUCGAAAAACAUAACAUUGGACUGCGGAAACUUAAAGAUAGGUUCAAAAGCAUGAUGGAAUGCGAGCGUAUUAUAUUGUAUGCUUGUCAGACUCCAUACAAAGUCUCGAGUUUUCGUUCAGCAAAAUUACCUGAAAUUUAUGAAUACUUAAAACGAACGCUUGAGGAAGCAACUCAAGAAGGAUUGCCUGCAGCGAAUGUAAAGAAAAUCAGUGUUAAUAAAGGAACAACGCCAUUUGCUAAACGGCGUUCAACUCAAACAGAUGCAAGAAGCAAAAGUCUGCAACAUGCUGAAGUUGUUGCAACUGUUACCCCUCAAACUGCGGGAACUGCAGCUCAGGUGGGAGGAAAAGUUGCGAAGGCGUUAGAGAAAGCUGAACUUAGACGAAUGAAGCGAAAGUUAAGACAAGCUGAGUGGGAUACACUGUACAAAAAUAAACCCGAUGAGAAUUAUCAAGAUCCUAAAGAUGUCAAUGCAAUCAAUGAAGCUAAAGAUAAUAUUGGCGAUUAUAAACUGAAAACUGCAGAUGAUUAUGUAGUGCCUGAAGACCAACGUGUUAAUGCCGAGAUUAAGCUCUGGGAAUUGCUUCAUCUUUUGGACCAGAUUCAUUACUACAAGACAAACUUUAACCGCAGACUUAUUGCUCUUCGAGAUAGGAAGAUUAAAAUUAUUAACGAGGUUCAAGAUUAUAUCAACCAAUUGAAGUACGUUCAAUCCAAGCUUGAUGGAUCACUUCACAGACCAUGUCCUGAUGUACCCAAGAUGAAACCUGAAGAAAUUCCAGAAAGAAAAAUGGAGUACACCAGAGAAACGUUGCUCGCGUUUAAGAUGAAGUUAAAUAAUAAAGUUGAUAUCAAAGCUGACGAGAGUUCAGGUGGAAAAUUUGGAGGUUUUGGUGUUUCUGAGCUGAAACCCCGGCAGUCGACUGCUGACAAUCGUGAUCGUACAUUCUCUAAUGUAUCUGUAUUGUCUGGUGGUCGGCCACGUUCCAAUUUAAGUACAAAGACUGAUGCUCCAACCACUAUAUCAGAAUUAACUGAAGAAUCUCUUUCACCGCUUGAAUUAGAAUUGAAGCAGCAGGAACAAAUUCGAAUGCAAUAUGAACAAGAUUAUCUUCUCAAAAAAAUACAAUGUCUUUUGACAAAUUUUGAUGGUGAAAUAAAAACAUUACGUCACGAAAAAAGUCAAUAUGACGUAGCUUUAAAGAAUGCCGAGCUUAGACAUGUAACUUUAUUUGAAGAACUCGUGUUACUAAAGGAGUUUGAAAAACGAGAAUAUACUUUGGCAACUCGAGUGAUCACAAAAACAGAUGAAAAGGAAGAAAUAGAAGACAAGGUUGAUGAUUGCCAAAUGAAACUGGAAGCGAAGAAAGAUGAGAUAGAAAAAAUUCAACUACGGGAAAAAUCGCUGUAUUCAACAUUUUCUUCCAAGUUGGGGGAGAGUAAUAAGUUUGAAAGUUUUUUGACUCAUGUGUUUAAGAAGAAAAUAAAAAGAGCGAAGAAACCAAACGAGACACGUGAUGGUUCUAAUGACGACAGUGAUGAAGAAGAUAGUGACGAAGAGUUUUCAUCAAGUGAAGAAAGUAAUUCUGAUGAAGAAGUAUUGGAUGAUAGCACCUGUCCACCAGGAUGUGAUCAGGCAUUGUUUGACAGCGUUUGUCAGCUCCGAGAAACACGUUUGGACGUUGAGGAACGUUUGAGCGAGGAAAAGAAGUUAUUUGAAGCCUUGAAGAAAGAACAUGAAGCAUUAUCUAGAAAAUGCAAAGUUGUUGCGUCUGCUCUUACAACAGCCACCUCAGAGUUGGAAGCUUUUCAGCGUGAAAAGCAACAGAAAUUGAAUGAAUUAGACGUUGUGGUAACGAUAAAAUUUCAUCAAAUACAAUACAUCAUUAAUAAAUCUUUACCGCAAGAUCUUUCAUCGUCUCUUGUCUUUGUCACCUCUGAUCAACGACGUUUACAAAAGAGAAUAAAAGAACUGGAGCUGGAGAAAGCGGAACAAAAAAGACUUUUCAGAGAAAAUCGUCAAAUGCAUGUCCAGUUGAAAAGAGAUAAAAAAGCACAAGAAAUCGAGAUUGGUCAACUUGAAGAAAAAGUGAAGAAUAUGCAAUUGUUAAAGUUUGGUCGUCUAGUGGAUUUGGAACGUCUUGAAAAUGUGACUGUAAACAGAACUGCUGAAGAAUUAAAAGAAAGAUUACGAAAGCAAGAGUUAAAGAACGCCAAUGAAUUGCUCAAAUGGGAGAGAACUAUUGAAGAACACAAACAAGAAUUAACGAGGAAAACACGUGAUAACACCUACAGAAUUAAUACUUCAAACAUGCUGUAUAAAGAAAGAGAAACGUUAGAAGGAAAACUUGACAGCAAACUAAAAUCUUUGGGAGCUGAGUACGGAGGUAAUAGAAAAACUGAUGUUACACAGCGUCGUAAUUUGGUACAUGUUGUUCAAGUUCAAGCUCACGAAAUUGAUGCUUUGAAAUAUGAAAUUAUGGUUUUGUCUCGCAAAGGUGGUCACAUUUUACCACCUUCUCAGCCACCAUUACCGUCAGUUCAAACAGCGAUACCAAACAUUUAGGCAUUCUGUACAACAAAAGAAUUUUAUUUCGCUUAAGUAAGGUAUUGUUGUCUUUUCAACGUUUCAUUUAUUAUUUUCGCUGUAUUUCGUUUAAAUUUGUAUGAACAAAACACGAUAUAAAUAUGUCGUUUUAACUUCACUUUUAAAGUAAAUUGGCAACCUUAUGAAUUUUGAAA